Phanerochaete carnosa HHB-10118-sp is the source of this 652-nucleotide messenger RNA. RefSeq lists its product as uncharacterized. The record is from RefSeq and is a predicted model, not a curated record. Lineage: Eukaryota; Fungi; Basidiomycota; Agaricomycetes; Polyporales; Phanerochaetaceae. Bases 28 to 594 code for a protein of 188 amino acids. The transcript is spliced from 5 exons.
CAUAGCCUGAGACUGUAUGAAACUACUAUGAGCACCGCCAAAUAUGCACCUACUUUCGCACCCUAUACCCCGCCCCCGGACGACCCGUCGCUCGAUGCGUCAUCCUCUAGACCAACUACACAGAGGGCGUGGUUCCCGUCGCAACAUGUAAUAUCAUAUCAGUCUGGUGGGCUACCCACAUUCAACACCUCGCAAGCCGGGGGUGCGGGGGCGACAGAGGUAGCGGAAGCCGAGUCUGGAGUGAGCGCAUGGGAGACGCGGUUCGGGAUGAGGGUCGACAUACUUGCUGCGGCUGCGUAUAUACUAGGACCCGUCUCCGCCCUGCUGAUCCUCGUCCUCGAGACACACAACGACUACGUCCGCUUUCACGCCUAUCAAUCCGCCCUUUUAACCGGCCCACUUGUCCUACUCCGAAUGCUCGUCUCGCUGCUGCGAUUCCCUCAGUUUUUACGGACAAUAUUCACAUUUAUCGUUGUGGUACCCUCGCUAUACAUGACGUGGCAAGCUUAUACGGGUGCCGCGCGUUACGGCCUGUCUCGCUUCCAGCUGCCUAUCGUCGGUGCAAUAGCUGACCGAUGGGUUACUGAAGAGUAAUGCUACGCUACUCACACGCAUCUAUUUGUACUAUGUUCAAGAAUGGAUCUCGGGUUUG